Messenger RNA from Sinocyclocheilus anshuiensis, 909 nucleotides. Its product is annotated as glucagon-like peptide 2 receptor. The annotation marks the transcript as partial. Lineage: Eukaryota; Metazoa; Chordata; Actinopteri; Cypriniformes; Cyprinidae. Gene Ontology annotation, biological process: cell surface receptor signaling pathway; adenylate cyclase-modulating G protein-coupled receptor signaling pathway. Gene Ontology annotation, cellular component: plasma membrane. Gene Ontology annotation, molecular function: peptide hormone binding; glucagon receptor activity. The record is from RefSeq and is a predicted model, not a curated record. The transcript is spliced from 8 exons.
UUUGAUGUUUUUGCCUGUUGGCCACAUUCAUCUCCUGGGAUCGUAUCUGUACCCUGCCCUCCUUAUUUACCAUGGAUCAAAGAAGGUGCUACUGGAAACGUGUACAAGGAAUGCACGGCCAACGGAACCUGGAAACCUGAGGAGAAUUCCAGCAGCCUAUGGAGAAAUCAUUCAGAGUGUGAAAACCAUUCUUUUUUCAAGUCCGAGGAAGAAGAAGUGUUUCGGCAGUCUGUGCUGAGAGUCUUGUCCAUUGUAGGAUACUCGCUGUCAUUUUCCUCUCUUUGCUUGGCUGUUCUGAUCAUGAGUCUUCUGAGGAAGCUUCACUGUACGAGGAACUACAUCCACAUGAAUCUCUUUGCAUCAUUCAUAUUUAGAGCAAUAGCAGUAAUUAUUAAAGAGGUUAUAUUUAAAGUCAUGUAUACCAACCUGCCCAGGGAUGAGAUCGGUUGGAACAGCUACACAAAAUCUACGAUGUUAUUCGUCUGCAAGGCCUCAAAGGUGUCGCUGGAAUAUUUUGUUGGGUGUAAUUACUUCUGGCUGUUAGUGGAGGCGAUAUUCCUGCACACGCUGCUGUUCACUGCAGUUCUGACCAGGAAAAGACUUCUUAAGAAAUAUAUGAUUAUAGGAUGGGGUACUCCAUUACUGUUUGUGAUUCCCUGGACUGUUGCCAAAACUUUGUAUGAAAAUAAAAGCUGUUGGUUACAUAACAUCAGAUGGAUCUGGUGGAUAAUUAGAGGCCCAAUAACAUUAUCAGUGAUUUUGAAGUCGUUCCUCGUGUGUCACGUCUCAUGCUGGUCACAAGCUCAUGGGAACGAGCCGGAAAACAUGACAGUUACAACGGAUCAAACCGGUCGUUCUGCAUCACCGCUGGUUCUGUACAAGCAAUGUUCAAAAUGUGUUUGAACCCUU